Gasterosteus aculeatus aculeatus (three-spined stickleback) is the source of this 1569-nucleotide messenger RNA. RefSeq names its product transcription factor HES-5. The record is from RefSeq and is a predicted model, not a curated record. Gene Ontology annotation, molecular function: DNA binding; protein dimerization activity. Gene Ontology annotation, biological process: regulation of DNA-templated transcription. NCBI's taxonomy places the organism in Eukaryota, Metazoa, Chordata, Actinopteri, Perciformes, Gasterosteidae.
AUGAAGGCAGCAGACAUCAGAUCCUCUGUGCAGAGACCUCUACAGCACAGAGAUCCACACAUGGCUCCUACAAUCACUGCAGCAAUGACCAACUCUCAGGAGCACCUGCCUCUGACCCACAAGCUCAGGAAGCCUCUGGUGGAGAAGUUACGCAGAGAGAGAAUCAACAGCAGCAUUGAGCAGCUCAAGUCUCUCCUGGAUCCAGAGUUCCUCAAACAGCAGCCAGACUCCAAGCUGGAGAAAGCAGACAUCCUGGAGAUGACCGUUUGUGUGCUGAGACGACUGCAGCAGCAGAAUCGUCAGGCUGUGGACUCAGCAGCUGUUGGACAGGGCUACUCCAGAUGUGUCCAAGAGGUGACCCACUUCCUGCGUGAGGAGCAGGUGGAGACACAGUCCCAGAGAAGACUGCUGAACCACUUCAACAAGCUGCAGUCUUCCUGUGAGAAGAAGCUGAGAGAGGCUGACUUCUCUCCUCUGAGCUCCACAGUCCAGACCAGCAGCAGCAAAGACAAGAGUCCAGUGAGCAGCGCCCCCUGGAGGCCGUGGUAGACUCCUACAGGCUGCAGCUGCUACCAGAGACACUGAGAGGACCACGUUGGUCAAAGAUGACUGGAAAGGAAUUCUUCUCAAUUCUACAAUGUUCUGAAUUUGUUCUUCUGGUUGAACAGAAGUUAUUUUGUCUCUUUUCUUUGAGGAAGAUGAUAUUUCUUGAGGAAAUGACGUCAACUUUAUCUUUCAAGUUGAGAAAGAGAACGUCUUGUCAUGCAUGUUGCAUGAAGCAAAUCUGAUUGCAUCAGCAAUAAUUAUUAUACAUCACUGUGCUUCAUGUUGGUGGAGUGGUGAAAGAUAUGGAUACCAAUGGUAUCUUUGAACUGUUAUUGAUCAUUUUGAUCAGAAACUAUUAACUCUUAAUCUCUCGGAUUACUGCAAACUGAUCUAGAUAUUAGAUCCAAAUGUAAAUCUUUGUUUUUUCCAAAAGAUUUGAUUAAUGUCACAUUUUCUCUGUGAUAAUUUAAUUCCUUUCUGCAUGUCAUGUUUUGGUACAAUAUUAUGUAUUGGUGAUAUUUGUCACAUCUCGAUUAAUAUUAGUAUCAAAUAUUAAGAUAUUGAAAAUGUUAAUAGGCCCUUUAUUGACUUUUCUUCAAUUCAUGUGAUCAUCAGGAAAUGAUCUGUUUAAAGAUCAAUAUGUUUAUUCUUUUAUUGUUAAAGGUUUGUUAAUCGUCACAUUGACACAGUUUUCUUGUGACAAUGUGAAAUUGUAGAUGCUUGAAUUCAAAUGAAUUUAAUGUUUAAUUAGAAGAAUGUGACCUUUUGUAAGGUCAGUUUUUCAUAUUGGUUUUCUUCACUAAGUGAAAAGUAUUUUUAAAGACAUCGAGUACCAUGUCCUCAAAUAUUAUAAACUGUUUGUCUUUCAUGAAGACGGUUGUUCCUUUACUCUCUGUGAGUACAGUGUGUCUUGUACAAACCUACAAGUUGUUGUUGUGAUGAAUCAUCACCUUUAGUUGGAGUUUUCAUUCUUCAUGUGGCUCAUUGUGACUUUGUUUAAUAAACAGACACUUCUAACUGAAA